Molecule: messenger RNA, 1880 nt
Organism: Oryza brachyantha (malo sina)
Lineage: Eukaryota; Viridiplantae; Streptophyta; Magnoliopsida; Poales; Poaceae
Product: triacylglycerol lipase 2-like
Exons: 8
Coding region: 267-1586 (439 amino acids)
Biological process (GO): lipid metabolic process
Molecular function (GO): hydrolase activity, acting on ester bonds
Source: RefSeq, a predicted model, not a curated record
CAAAAUAAAAAAGUGGCUGUAAGUAGUCGAGGAACUCCUGUACACAUUACCUGCCUAACUGAUUCACAUGUAAAUGCUAUCCUAGAAGUUGGCUAAAGUGGAUUUUGUCAGUCAUGGGCCUCACUUUUUAAGCACUUCAUGACAAGAGACCAGAUGCCCCAAAUAGGCAUUGCCCGCUUUCUUUCUGUGCUCCUUGGAUAGCUGUUCAAUUCGUGGAAAUCCUUAGGCUACCCCUCUACUAGUAAUAUAAAAUCCUACAUAAUUUUAUGGCUAGGAUUCUUUAUCUAAUAAAGUUGGUGGUUCUUUUCCUUGGCUUUAAUCUGCACAAAGCUCUCUCAUGGAGGAACCAAAGUUCCAUGUAUGGUACUGAUGAUCGGUGUAAUCCUUCACCCCAUCCGCUUGGUAUGUGCCAGUCACAAGCAGCAGCUUUUGGCUAUCCAUGUGAAGAAUACAAGGUCACAACGGAAGAUGGCUACAUUCUUAGCUUAAAGAGGAUUCCCUAUGGUCGUGCUGACUCCAACACCUCGACUGAGGCAAGACAACCAAUACUGCUUUUCCAUGGACUUAUGGUGGAUGGUGUUAGUUGGGUCAUGAGUACACCACAACAAUCUCUUGGAUUUAUUUUGGCAGACAAUGGGUUUGAUGUUUGGAUCGCCAAUAGCCGUGGAACAAAUUCCAGCCGUAACCAUACCUCACUCUCGACAAAAGAUCCGGUUGUCAUCUCAGGCUUGAUCAACAACAAAUUUCCCAUAGAAUUGCACCGAAACCAUGUUGAUUACUCUUUUUUUCAGGCUUACUGGGAUUGGUCAUUCGACGAACUUGCUUCCUAUGAUCUUCCAGCAGUGGCACAGUUUGCCUAUGAUAAAACAGGCAAGAAACUCCACUAUGUCGGUCACUCCCUGGGAACACUGAUGAUUCUUGCAGCCUUCUCUGAGCACAAGUUACUAGAUGUACUGCGAUCAGCUGUUUUGCUCUGCCCAAUUGCUUAUCUGAGCAGGAUGAAAUCCAAACUCACUCUGCUUGCUGCUCGCAUCUUCCUUGCUGAAACGGUUUACUGGCUAGGUUUUCAUGAGUUCAACCCUGUUGGGCCAGUUGCACAUACAGUUCUAAGCCAGAUAUGUGACAAUCCUGAAAUCAAUUGCUAUGAUCUAUUUUCGGCGGUAGCAGGACCAGAUUGCUGCCUCAAUACCUCUACGUUUUGUGCCUUUCUAGAGCACGCUCCACAGUCUACCUCCGUCAAAAACCUCGUUCACUUGUCACAGUUGAUCAGAAACGGAGGCGUCAGCAGGUACGACUACGGCAACACCAGGGAUAACAUGAAGCACUACAACCAGCCACGGCCACCGGUGUACAACCUCUCCUCCAUUCCGAACCAUGUCCCUAUCUUCCUCACCCAUGGCGGCGAGGACUUCCUCGGCGACGUCCCUGACACCAGGCACCUCCUGAGGACGCUGGUCAGGAAGCACGACAGCGACAACAUCGAGGUGCUCUAUGUGCCGGAUUACGCGCACGCUGACUUCGUCAUGGCCUACAAUGCACCCCAGCUCAUAUAUGGACCGAUGGUCGAGUUCUUCGAGCGCCACUGAGGGCAGCUCCAUCGGGCUUCUUUGCAGUUAGUUUGGCUGCAGCAUUACUGCGGUAGCCAGUUCAGUUGUAUGACAGGUUACAGCAUCGGAGAUUUGAGUUGCACUGGGUUUGCAUCCAUCAGGACAUCUUGUCAGGUCCGGCUAUAUAUUUCGUCAGUACCAGUAUGCUAGACAACAAAAGAAUAAAGGAUCACUAUUAAGUAUUUGAUCAAUUCUCUGGUCUCAUUGUAAUCACAUUGUUCUUGAUGCAUCGGUCUCCUGCAAAAAUGAAUACGUCCAGUCGUGUGCCAUGAA